UGACUUUUCAACGAAUGUUAAAUUUGGUCGUAUUUUGAAUUACUAUGCAUCAAAUCUAUAAUAUUCUCUUGGUUCGAGACAUAGAUAUCCAACUAGUUCAAUUCAAGUGAGAUUCUCUCACGUGGAUUGACACGAAGUAUAUUUUCAGUGUUGUGUAUAAAUUUAUCUUUAUACAAUAACUUUGAUUUAGGAAUAAACAAAAAUUAAUAAUUCAGGUGUAAAAUUAAAACGUAUUCGUUUAAAUCAAAUAUUGACAUCUAUAAUAUUUGUAUGUAGAAAUACGCGUUAAUGUUAACAUUAUUAUUAUUACAUUUUCCUGCAAACACGUGUAUCUGACUUUUUGAAUUAUUUUCUUAUGGAAAUAAAUAAUCAUGAAUGACGAUCAGAAAAUACAGUAUUUGGUUGUUGAUACAAGUGCAUUCAUCCGAAAUGCAUCUUUACAGGACAUUGGUGUCAACAUAAUAACGGAACAAGAUGUUGUGAAUGAAGUUACAAAUAAAAGGCAACUGAGAAGAUUAGUUGUCUUACCAUAUGAUUUAAAAAUACAAAGUGCACAUGCCGAAAACAUUAAAUUUGUUAUGGAAUUCGCUAAAAAAACUGGCGAUUAUGCUAGUUUAUCAGCAACUGAUAUAAAAGUGAUUGCACUAACAUAUCAAUUAGAAAAAGAAAAAGUUGGAACAAGUCAUUUAAGAACUGAACCCAUCGUGGUAAACACUGUGGAUUCUAGUGUUAAUCAAAAUGAGAAUCUUCAUGUGUCAUUAGCUGGUUUUUAUAUGCCAGGGAAGAAAAUAGGGACUGAGGAUGCAAACAAAGAAAAACAUGAAUCAGACAAAGAAUAUAUAGAAAAUGAAAAUGUUAAAAGAGUAAACACAAACCUGGAAGAUAGUACAAAAGAUGUCGACAAUGAAGAGACAGAUUCAGAAUUAUAUUAUAGUCAAUUUUCCAGUGAUGUUGAAUCAGAUUAUGAAACUGCAGAUGUUGAUACAAAUAGUGAUAGAACAGAAGAUAUAUCUAAAAGAUUUUCAAAGUUAAAUUGUGAACCAACAGAAUUAAAAGUUCAAGACCAAGAUAACAGUGAACACAAUGUUGAUGAUAUUCUUGCUCCUAUUAAAGAUGAUUUUGAUGAUGAACAAAAUAAUACUGAAUAUAAUCAAUAUGAAGACGAUGAUGAUGAUAGUGACGACAACGGUUGGAUUACACCUAAAAACAUUUCUGCGGUAAAAAAAGAAAUUGAUACAGGUCUCCUUGAACAAACAUCAGCAACUGUUGCAUGUUUAACAAUGGACUUUGCUAUGCAAAAUGUUUUAAAACAAAUUGGAUUGAAUGUAGCUGCCCUAGAUGGAAGAGUAAUUAAGCAAAUGAAAACAUUCAUCUUUAGAUGUUAUGCAUGUUACAAAACUACUAGCAUUAUGACAAAAGUUUUUUGCCCCAGUUGUGGUAAUAAAACAUUGAAAAAAGUUGCAGUUACACUAAACGAAGAAGGACAACAACAAAUUCAUAUUAAUUUCCGAAAAAGAAUUUCUAAAAAAGGAAAAAGGUUUCCUUUACCAAUGCCAAAAGGUGGCAAACAUGCUAACAAUCCUAUUCUUUGCGAAGAUCAACCCGUACCUGAUCAAAGAACAACAAGACUAGCACGCAUUAAAAAUGAUCCUUUACAAGAUGAUUACAUAGCUGGAUAUUCUCCAUUUAUUACGCGUGACGUGUAUUCAAAAUCAGCUAUGUUAGGUAUACGACCAGGAGGUUCCAUUAAAUAUUGGAUGAAAAAAAACCCGAACGAAUCUAGAAGACGACGGAAAUAAUGAUUAUAAGUUAUACCUUUAUAUAUUGUAUGUAUAUUGUAAAAGUGUAAGGUUUCCUAAAAUAUGUAAAUUGAAUAUUGUUAUGCGUGUAAUCUUAA
Molecule: messenger RNA, 1897 nt
Organism: Hylaeus anthracinus
Lineage: Eukaryota; Metazoa; Arthropoda; Insecta; Hymenoptera; Colletidae
Product: RNA-binding protein NOB1
Exons: 6
Coding region: 372-1799 (475 amino acids)
Biological process (GO): ribosomal small subunit biogenesis; maturation of SSU-rRNA
Cellular component (GO): preribosome, small subunit precursor
Molecular function (GO): RNA endonuclease activity
Source: RefSeq, a predicted model, not a curated record